AUGGACUCUUCAAGCAGAAGCUUAACUCAGUACAUACCAUCGCCCAUGGGAUCAUUGUCAAGGUUGAAGCGGAAGGGUGUAGACAACUUUCAAAGAGUGAAAAAAUCCGGUAAAUCCAUCUAUAAUUACAAUUACUCGAAAUUUGUUUCUCAUCCAUUUUCGGUUACUGAUGAAAAUAUCAAACACUCAGAAAAUGGUCACUAUGACGAUUUGGAGAUAAUAGGUCCCGCUAAAGAGAAGAACGUGGCAAGUGCCAUAUAUAAAAGGAACAAUAGUAAAUCUUCUAAUGUAGAGUCUCAAUUUUCACUGGGGGAUUCGGAUGCAGUAACUUUGGUGAAUUCGGUCUCUACUUUCAAAUUAAACAAUGCUUCCACAUCCACCUCAUUGGUGUCCUCAUCAUCGACAGUAUGUUCUCAAUCGAAGCCCUCUUCACGUUCCUCGAGAAGCUAUUCCGUUCAAACUGAAACCAACGAGGAAAACCGUUGUUUUUCCAACGUGAAAGAUUACUGUGGUCCAGUAAAAAAAUCUAUGAUAAAAACGGAAAUUUACAUUGAAGAACCCUUGAAUCCGACCACCGAUAUUAAGUCCUUUAUAAACUCAUACAAUCAUGGCAAGGCACAUAUCCUGGGCGAAUCUAAACAUCUACAUUAUUAUCAGUUGCCAUUUCCAUGGAGGGAGAAUAGAUACAUAAUUCAUGGCUAUAGGUUUUACAAUACUCACUCUAAGUCAUUACUAUCCAUCUUCAACUGGUACGGCUGGCAUAACGAAACUUCCAAUAUUUGGUCUCACUUGUUGGGGGCCAUGUAUUUAAUCUACUUGGCAAUUUAUGACUUCCCUCAAUCAGAAGUUUGGAAGAAUCCUAAAGUGCCACCACAAGCUAGAUGGAUUGUUUUUAUGUUUUUGGCAGCAGCAUUGAAAUGUAUGUUGAGUUCUGUAUUUUGGCAUACGUUUAACGGUACAUCUUUCCUAAAGUUGCGUUCAAAAUUUGCAUGCGUCGAUUAUAGCGGUAUCACGAUCUUGAUUACAGCCUCGAUUUUGACAACUGAAUUUGUUACCAUGUAUUCGUGCUACUGGGCGAUGUGCACUUACAUGGGAAUUUCUUUGGCACUAGGUAUAUUUGGUGUGUUUAUGAAUUGGUCACCCCGUUUUGAUAGACCUGAGGCAAGACCACUGAGAAUUAGAUUCUUCAUUCUGUUAGCCACCAUGGGCGUCUUGUCCUUCUUACAUUUGAUAUUCCUAACCGAUCUUCGUUAUGCGGCAAGGCUAUUUAGUCCUGUCACAUACAAAUCUGUUGUUUGGUAUUUGGUUGGUGUGGCCUUCUACGGUUCGUUCAUCCCGGAAAGAUUUAGAUCUGAUGUUCAAGUUGAUAAAACAAUUCCUACAAACUACGAAUUAUCUACCGAUUUGGAAAUCAUUACAAAGCAAAGAGAAAUACAUUUUAGAAGGGCACCAACCGCUCAUACUAAAUGCAAGUCAUGUCCUUCUCAUGCUAAAUCUUUUAAAUCCCUAUGGUGGGUUGAUUAUGUGGGCUGCUCGCACACUUUUUGGCAUUUCUUUGUAGUUUUAGGUGUCAUCGGUCAUUAUAGAGCCAUUUUAGAUAUGUUUGCCAAGAGGUGGGUUUUAUCAUGA
Saccharomyces mikatae IFO 1815 is the source of this 1629-nucleotide messenger RNA. It is a transcript of the gene IZH3, whose product is annotated as Izh3p. The record is from RefSeq and is a predicted model, not a curated record. Lineage: Eukaryota; Fungi; Ascomycota; Saccharomycetes; Saccharomycetales; Saccharomycetaceae. Gene Ontology annotation, molecular function: signaling receptor activity. Bases 1 to 1629 code for a protein of 542 amino acids. Gene Ontology annotation, cellular component: membrane. The transcript has a single exon.